Notechis scutatus (mainland tiger snake) is the source of this 2806-nucleotide messenger RNA. It is a transcript of the gene ASAH1, whose product is annotated as N-acylsphingosine amidohydrolase 1. The record is from RefSeq and is a predicted model, not a curated record. Gene Ontology annotation, cellular component: lysosome. NCBI's taxonomy places the organism in Eukaryota, Metazoa, Chordata, Lepidosauria, Squamata, Elapidae. Gene Ontology annotation, molecular function: N-acylsphingosine amidohydrolase activity; fatty acid amide hydrolase activity. Gene Ontology annotation, biological process: fatty acid metabolic process.
AAGGAGCGGCUGCCACGAGUGGAAAUCACGUGUCGGAGCAACCUUCUUUUUAACCCGCUGAGCGUCGGCUGGAGCAAUUGGGAUUUGAUCAGCUGUAAGGAUGAUGCGCGGUUGGGCGUUCGUAGCGGUGGUGGCCGCGACUUUGCUGGCCGUGCGAGCCCGGGAUCCGUUUGCUGAAGAUUGCAGAGUACAUGAAUAUCCUCCAAGUGGACCAACGUAUAAAGGAACAAUUCCUGAAUAUGUCAUAAACCUUGACCUACCACCAAGUGAGAGAUGGGUCCAGGUGGUACGUGACAAAAAAGAUGAUUUAAAGGUUGUAAUAAAGAUUAUUAAAGCUAUUAUGUUGACAUUCAUCCAUAAUGAGAAAUUUGUAGCAUCUAUGGAGUCAAAAAUAGGUUGGUUAUGUUCUACCCUUCCUUAUCCUUUCAAUGAAGAAAUAAAAGGCAUUGCUUCUACUGUUGAUGUUCCUUUAGGUGAUAUUGUUGUGUUCAACAUCUUCUAUGAGAUCUUCACGGUGUGCACAUCCAUAAUAGCUGAAGACAAAACAGGAAAGCUAUACCAUGCUAGAAAUCUUGAUUUUGGACUGUUCCUUGGGUGGGAUAUAAAAAAUAGUUCCUGGUAUACAACGCAGAAGCUGAAGCCAUUAAUGGUAUCAUUGGAUUUUCAGAAAAACAAUAAAACAGUAUUUAAAUCUGCAAAUUUUGCUGGCUAUGUGGGAAUGAUAUCUGGAGUUAAGCAAGGGAUGUUUACAUUAACCAUGAAUGAGAGAUUCAGUCUUGAUGGAGGUUACAUUGGAGUCUUUGAGUGGCUUAUUGGCAAGAGGGAUGGUUGGUGGAUGAGUUUUCUCACCAGAGCUGUGUUGGAAAACAGCACAAGUUACGAAGAAGCGAAGGAUAAAUUGGCCAACACAAAGCUGCUAGCUCCAGCUUAUUUCAUACUAGGAGGAAGCAAAUCAGACGAGGGUUGUAUUAUUACACGUUCUCGAACUUCUGCUUUAAACAUUAAGAAUUUGGAUGCAAAGAACAAUGACUGGUUUGUUGUAGAAACCAAUUAUGACCCCUGGAAGCCUCCACUUGUUAUAGAUGACCGCAGACACCCUGCAAUGAAUUGCUUGAAUAAAACGGGUCAAGAGAAAAUAUCAUUAUCAGGUUUAUACAACGUUCUCUCUACAAAGCCUAUCCUCAACAAGUUGACAGUCUCAACUACACUGCUAGAAGUUUCUGAAGGCCAUAUAGAGACUUAUCUAAGGAAUUGUCCAGAGCCGUGCAGUCCCUGGUGAGGGCCACGCAGCCUGCAGAAUACAACUCAUGGAAGAGGAUCCCUUGCUGGGUGAACAAUGGCUGGUCUUUUCCAUUGCCAAGAACCUCUUCGUCUUCAGGGUGUCUCCAGAGAAACCUGGAUUUAAGUGCUUGCAAUUCAACCAGCAAAAUUAAUUCAGUCUGCUUUCCAAAUAUAUACUUUUCAUUGUAUGAACCUUAAACAGGGUUUGGAACUUCUGCUUCUUUUUUCCUUAACAUCAGUUGAUCCUUGGUUAGUGUUACUAGAGAAUUUCUUAGGCAAGUAUCUUAUGGCAAUUUGUCCUAUGUAUCUUCAUUCAGAAGUAAGUCCCAUUGUAUUUGGCAUGCAAGGUGUGUUUUAGGCAGGGCUAUGGGGGAUACAGUUUUAGGAAAUGAUGACAGUUUGAACUAGUAUUGUCCAAUCCUUUGAAAGAACUCAGUGUUCUCAAUCUUCUUUGGCUGCCAUCAAUGUGUAUUCCCAGCCUGAAAUAAUGUUCUGGAGUUCUUGCCUCCCUGUGCACCUACAGAAUUCCACCUACUUCCAGGAGGAGAGCGCCAUGAGAAAACCCAGCCCUGCAUCAAAGGAAAAGCAUAGCACUCCUCUGCAGUUAGCAAACAUGCCUGGAGCUUUCCAGCGUGUUACCUCUGACAUGCUUCAGAGAUUCCCAGUUAGUUCUCCACCUAUGACUGUCUUUCAUCUUCAUCCACAAGUUUUAAAGGAGUGGCAUGUCUUUAUGAGUGAAGCCAUGUUGCUGUUUUUCAUAAAACGUAAUUGGUAAGAUGACAGAUGAAUAGGAGUUUUUGGGCAGUCAGGUGAGGCCAGCCACGCUCCCUCAGCUCUCACUGUAGUGUGCCCUCCAGUUGGAUAAGUAGACUAGAAAGAGUGUCAGAUCAAGGCAUAUCAGAAAGACUUGCCAUAUUUUUAGUGGUACGCCUUGCUAAAAUGUAGAGCCACUACCCCAGGAUCACAACCAACUGAAUGUUUCAGUUCUGUUAAUUGGAAUUAAAAAUGUAACAUUAAUGUCCUUGAUAAUUUUGCAAUUAAAAAAAUAAAUUACACUGUCUUAUUGAAAGUGAUACAACUUUUCUUUCAGUGUUACUUGUAUAACAUUUCUCAUAAAUUAAGCCUAGGGUCCAGCUAAUACAUGGAUCAGUUUUAUUACUUGACUGCUUAAUAAAUUAAACUUGAUAUCUUCUGAUAAUUUAAGAAAUGGCCCUUUUAAAGCCACCUUUAUUCUAGUUUUUAGGAAGCUGAAGGGAUGGGUAAGGCAGAAUUAGAUGUCUUCAAGGCUAUGUUGAAAGUUUGGAGACUUCUUGCUCUCCUGAAAGAAAAGUUGAUGUAUUUGACACACUGGUGCUAUAUUCCCAGGCAUGGGAGGUUACCUGAGUGAGUUAAGUAAAUGUUGGUACAGAAGAGAGCUUAAUGUUUGAGGGCUUAAUGCCCAAUAAUCCAAAUGAUGUGAACUAACACGAUGCUAUCUCAUCUGCAAUUUUCAUUUAUUGACUUAAUAAAUAAGAAUUUGCUUUCA